This is a messenger RNA of Ostertagia ostertagi, 519 nucleotides long. NCBI's taxonomy places the organism in Eukaryota, Metazoa, Nematoda, Chromadorea, Rhabditida, Trichostrongylidae. The record is from the annotation of a GenBank genome assembly.
AUGGCUCACAGUGAUCCUAAAUUCAAGCGUAGAAGUGACCAGUACGUCAUCUUCUUCAGUCAGGAAUCGCCGGCAAACGCUGACUUUGAAUUACCGUAUCCUGAUUUUUUCAAUAUGUCACUAGGAUUCCGUCAUGACACGCCCGCUGCUUCUCCAUAUGGCUACACAAUUAAACUAGCUUCAAAUUCAAGGCCACAAGGAGAGGAGAGCUUCCCUGUGGACGUCUAUGGUGGCUGUGGACACUUAAAAUGUGCCCGAGGAGGAGCCUGCGAAAGUAUGUUGGACAAAGAUUACCACUUCUACAUCGCAUUCGAAAACUCAAUCUGUAAGGACUACAUCACUGAAAAACUCUGGAAUCAGGGAUAUCAACGGGAUAUUGUGCCACUGGUGCUGAAGCGAUCGUUGGUGGAGCCGUUUGUUCCACCAAACUCCUUCAUCGCCGCUGACGACUUUAAUAACACGCAAGACAUGGGCAAUUAUCUCCAUUACCUCAUGAAGAACAAAACCGCUUAUGCGUAA